UAAAAAUCCAAUGCAGACAGUGGGAGUAGCUGACAAACUGUUAACUCAUGGCCAAGCAUCAUCCUGAUUUGAUUUUUUGCCGCAAGCAACCAGGCAUUGCCAUUGGUCGUCUCUGCGAGAAAUGCGACGGUAAAUGCGUCAUUUGCGACAGUUACGUGCGACCAGCUACACUUGUUCGAAUCUGCGAUGAAUGCAACUUUGGUUCAUUCCAAGGUCGAUGUGUCAUUUGCGGAGGUCAAGGCGUGUCAGACGCAUACUACUGCGUAGGCUGCACGCGGUUGGAGAAAGACCGAGAAGGAUGUCCAAAGAUUAUUAAUCUUGGGUCUUCCAAGACAGAUCUCUUUUACGAGCGGAAAAAAUUUGGGUUCAAGAAAAGAUAGCCUUAAUGGUUCAACCAACGGUUUACUGUGGUUGAACACCACCCUCUCAUACAGCAAAAAAGCAUUCCAAGUCUGUUUUUAAUAUACGUCUUUUUUAAAAG
Umbelopsis ramanniana AG is the source of this 481-nucleotide messenger RNA. RefSeq lists its product as uncharacterized. Lineage: Eukaryota; Fungi; Mucoromycota; Umbelopsidomycetes; Umbelopsidales; Umbelopsidaceae. Gene Ontology annotation, biological process: mRNA splicing, via spliceosome. The transcript is spliced from 4 exons. Bases 48 to 380 code for a protein of 110 amino acids. The record is from RefSeq and is a predicted model, not a curated record. Gene Ontology annotation, cellular component: catalytic step 2 spliceosome; U2 snRNP; U12-type spliceosomal complex.